Theileria parva strain Muguga is the source of this 469-nucleotide messenger RNA. RefSeq names its product putative integral membrane protein. The record is from RefSeq and is a predicted model, not a curated record. Gene Ontology annotation, biological process: mitochondrial electron transport, ubiquinol to cytochrome c. Lineage: Eukaryota; Apicomplexa; Aconoidasida; Piroplasmida; Theileriidae. The transcript is spliced from 2 exons. The coding region runs from base 67 to 438 and encodes 123 amino acids.
UUAUUUUAAUUUUAUUUUAAUUUACAAUUUUUGAAAGUUUGAAAAGAUUUAUAUUUAUCAAAAUUAAUGAUGAUUGGACGGAACGUUCGAUUCUUCUCUGUGAUGGGCAGAGACACUGCGGAUUUAAGUUCUAAAAUACUUAAAAGAAUCACGCCAAAGUUUACGCAGAAACCGCUGGGAAGUUACCCGUUCCCACCUGAGCACGAAAUGGUCUGGAAAAACAGAAGAACUGUCCUCGGCGGCUACUUUCAACAGUCAAUCUCGCCAUUCCAACUCAAAUUCGUUUAUCCCGUCAUUCACCAAGCUCCCGCCAGAAUGUGGGCUAAGUUAUCUCAGGCGUUUUGGUGGGUGAUUUGGCCGACUUUGAUGGCCUACGUAGGCUUUUUAACAAUCAAAAAAUUAGAUAAAAAAUACAUCAAACGACACAACUACUUCUAACUCUCUCAUAAUUUCAUCAAUUUUACCAACU